GAGGCUGCUUCGCUGCACACCCGAGAAAGUUUCAGCCAAACUUCGGGCGGCGGCUGUGGCGGCGGCCCAGGAACGGCGGACUCGGGGUGCAGGGAGUGGAGACACUGAAGCCUGAGCUUCGGGGCGCCGCGCGAGGCCGUGAGCCGCGGAAGUAGGAGGAGGGGAGGAGAAAGCGGGGGCUCCCCUGUCGGGACCCCCUCCCCAUGUGGAUCUGCCCAGGCGGCGGCGGCGGAGGAGGAGGCGACCGAGAAGAUGCCCGCCCUGCGCCCCGCUCCGCUGUGGGCGCUGCUGGCACUGUGGCUGUGCCGCGCGGCCCCGGCGCGUGCAUUGCAAUGUCGGGAUGGCUAUGAGCCCUGUGUAAAUGAAGGAAUAUGUGUUACCUACCACAAUGGUACAGGAUACUGCAAAUGUCCAGAGGGCUUCCUGGGAGAAUAUUGUCAACAUCGAGACCCCUGUGAGAAGAAUCGCUGCCAGAAUGGUGGGACGUGUGUGGCCCGGGCUAUGUUGGGGAAGGCCACGUGCCGAUGUGCCCUGGGCUUCACGGGCGAGGACUGCCAGUACUCCACUACUCACCCCUGCUUCGUGUCUCAGCCCUGCCUGAACGGAGGCACCUGCCACGUGCUUGGCCGGGACACCUAUGAGUGCACCUGCCAAGUUGGCUUUACAGGUAAACUGUGCCAGUGGACUGAUGCCUGCCUGUCCCACCCCUGUGCAAAUGGAAGUACCUGCACCACUGUGGCCAACCAGUUCUCCUGCACAUGCCUCGCAGGCUUCACGGGGCAGAAGUGUGAGACUGACGUCAAUGAGUGUGACGUUCCAGGGCAGUGCCAGCACGGGGGCACCUGCCUCAACCUCCCGGGUUCCUAUCAGUGCCAGUGCCCCCAGGGCUUCACAGGCCAGCAUUGCGACAGUCCCUACGUGCCGUGUGCGCCCUCCCCCUGUGUCAACGGGGGCACCUGCCGCCAGACCGGCGACUUUACCUUUGAGUGCAGCUGCCUUCCAGGUUUUGAAGGAGUCACCUGUGAGCGGAACAUAGACGACUGUCCUAACCACAAGUGUCAGAAUGGAGGGGUUUGUGUGGAUGGGGUCAAUACGUACAACUGCCGCUGUCCCCCUCAGUGGACAGGACAGUUCUGCACAGAGGAUGUGGAUGAGUGCCUGCUGCAACCCAAUGCCUGUCAGAACGGGGGCACCUGUACCAACCGCAAUGGGGGCUACGGCUGUGUGUGUGUGAAUGGCUGGAGUGGGGACGACUGCAGUGAGAACAUCGAUGAUUGUGCCUUCGCCUCCUGCACCCCGGGCUCUACCUGCAUCGAUCGUGUGGCCUCCUUCUCUUGUAUGUGCCCAGAAGGAAAGGCAGGUCUCUUAUGUCAUCUGGAUGAUGCGUGCAUCAGCAACCCCUGCCACAAGGGGGCGCUGUGCGACACCAACCCUCUGAAUGGACAGUAUAUUUGCACCUGCCCACAAGGCUACAAAGGCAGUGACUGUACGGAAGAUGUGGAUGAGUGUGCCAUGGCUAACAGCAAUCCUUGUGAGCAUGCAGGAAAAUGUGUGAACACAGAUGGUGCCUUCCACUGUGAGUGUCUGAAGGGCUAUGCAGGACCUCGUUGUGAGAUGGACAUCAAUGAGUGCCACUCAGACCCCUGCAAGAAUGAUGCCACCUGUCUGGAUAAGAUCGGAGGCUUCACGUGUCUGUGCAUGCCAGGUUUCAAAGGUGUGCAUUGUGAGUUGGAGAUAAAUGAAUGUCAGAGCAACCCUUGUGUGAACAAUGGACAGUGUGUGGAUAAAGUCAAUCGCUUCCAGUGUCUGUGUCCGCCUGGAUUCACGGGGCCCGUUUGCCAGAUCGAUAUUGACGACUGCUCUAGUACUCCAUGUCUGAAUGGGGCAAAGUGUAUAGAUCACCCGAAUGGUUAUGAGUGCCAGUGUGCCACAGGAUUCACUGGUGUGUUAUGUGAGGAAAACAUCGACAACUGUGACCCUGAUCCCUGCCACCACGGCCAGUGUCAGGAUGGCAUUGAUUCCUACACCUGCAUCUGCAAUCCGGGCUACAUGGGUGCCAUCUGCAGUGACCAGAUAGAUGAAUGCUAUAGCAGCCCUUGCCUGAAUGAGGGUCGCUGCAUCGACCUGGUGAAUGGUUACCAGUGCAACUGCCAGCCAGGCACGUCAGGCGUUAAUUGUGAAAUCAAUUUUGAUGACUGUGCAAGUAACCCAUGUGUCCAUGGAGUCUGUAUGGAUGGCGUUAAUCGUUACAGCUGUGUUUGCUCACCAGGAUUCACAGGGCAGAGAUGUAACAUUGACAUUGAUGAGUGUGCCUCCAAUCCCUGUCGCAAGGGUGCAACGUGCAUCAAUGAUGUGAACGGCUUCCGCUGUAUCUGCCCUGAGGGGCCCCACCAUCCCAGCUGCUACUCACAGGUGAACGAGUGCCUAAGCAAUCCCUGUGUCCAUGGAAACUGCACUGGGGGCCUCACUGGAUACAAGUGCCUCUGUGAUGCAGGCUGGGUUGGCAUCAACUGUGAAGUGGACAAAAAUGAAUGUCUUUCUAAUCCAUGCCAGAACGGGGGAACUUGUGACAAUCUGGUGAAUGGAUACAGGUGCACUUGCAAGAAAGGCUUUAAAGGCUAUAACUGCCAGGUGAAUAUUGAUGAAUGUGCUUCGAAUCCAUGUCUGAACCAAGGAACCUGCUUUGAUGAUGUAAGCGGUUAUACUUGCCACUGUGUACUGCCAUACACAGGCAAGAACUGUCAGACCGUAUUGGCUCCCUGUUCCCCAAACCCUUGUGAGAAUGCUGGUAUUUGCAAAGAGGCACCAAAUUUUGAGAGUUACACCUGCCUGUGUGCUCCUGGCUGGCAAGGUCAGCGGUGUACCAUCGACAUUGAUGAGUGUGUCUCCAAGCCCUGCAUGAACCACGGUCUCUGCCAUAACACCCAGGGCAGCUACAUGUGUGAAUGUCCGCCAGGCUUCAGUGGCAUGGACUGUGAGGAGGACAUUGAUGACUGCCUUGCCAAUCCUUGCCAGAAUGGAGGUUCCUGUGUAGAUGGAGUGAAUACGUUCUCCUGCCUGUGCCUUCCGGGCUUCACUGGGGAUAAGUGUCAGACAGACAUGAAUGAGUGUCUGAGUGAGCCCUGUAAGAACGGAGGGACCUGCUCUGACUACGUCAACAGUUACACCUGCAAGUGCCCGGCGGGCUUUGGCGGAGUCCACUGUGAGGACGACAUCGACGAGUGCACCGAGAGCUCCUGUUUCAAUGGUGGCACGUGUAUCGAUGGGAUUAACUCCUUCUCUUGCUUGUGCCCUGUGGGCUUCACCGGUUCCUUCUGCCUCCAUGAGAUCAAUGAAUGCAACUCUCAUCCAUGCCAGAAUGAAGGAGUAUGUGUUGAUGGCCUGGGUACCUACCGCUGCAUCUGCCCAUUGGGCUACACUGGAAAAAACUGUCAGACCUUGGUGAACCUCUGUAGUCGGUCUCCCUGUAAAAACAAAGGCACCUGCAUUCAGGAUAAAGCAGAGUCGCGGUGUCUGUGUCCGUCUGGGUGGGCUGGCGCUUACUGCGAUGUGCCCAGCGUCUCCUGUGAGGUGGCAGCCUCCCACAGAGGGGUGCCCGUUGACCGCUUGUGCCAGCACUCAGGCGUCUGCAUCAGUGCGGGCAACUCGCAUCACUGCCAGUGCCCCCUGGGCUACACCGGGAGCUACUGUGAGGACCAGCUUGAUGAGUGCUCGUCCAAUCCCUGCCAGCACGGCUCCACCUGCCGGGACUUCAUUGGUGGAUACAGAUGUGAGUGUGUCCCUGGAUAUCAGGGUGUCAACUGCGAGUAUGAAGUGGAUGAGUGCCAGAACCAGCCAUGCCAGAAUGGAGGCACCUGUAUUGACCUUGUGAACCACUUCAAGUGCUCCUGCCCACCAGGCACUCGGGGCCUGCUUUGUGAAGAGAACAUUGACGACUGUGCCAGGGGCCCCCACUGCCUUAAUGGUGGCCAGUGUGUAGACAGGAUUGGGGGCUACAGCUGUCGCUGCUUGCCAGGCUUUGCUGGAGAACGCUGUGAGGGGGACAUCAACGAGUGCCUGUCCAACCCCUGCAGCUCCGAGGGCAGCCUGGACUGCAUACAGCUCACCAACGACUACCUGUGCGUCUGCCGCAGCACCUUCACUGGUCGUCACUGUGAAACGUUCGUCGACGUGUGUCCCCAGAUGCCUUGCCUGAAUGGAGGCACUUGUGCUGUGGCCAGCAACAUGCCCGAUGGUUUCAUCUGCCGUUGUCCCCCGGGCUUCUCUGGGGUGCGGUGCCAGAGCAGCUGCGGACAGGUGAAGUGCAGAAGAGGGGAGCAGUGUGUGCACACAGCCUCGGGCCCCCGCUGCUUCUGCCCCAACCCCCAGGACUGUGACUCGGGCUGCGCCAGUAGCCCCUGCCAGCAUGGGGGGAGCUGCUACCCUCAGCGCCAGCCCCCGUACUACUCGUGCCAGUGUGCCCCGCCGUUCCGGGGCAGCCACUGUGAACUCUACACCGCGCCCACCAGCACCCCUCCCGCCACCUGCCUGAGCCAGUAUUGUGCCGACAAAGCUCGGGACGGCAUCUGCGAUGACGUGUGCAACAGCCAUGCCUGCCAGUGGGAUGGGGGGGACUGUUCCCUCACCAUGGAGGACCCCUGGGCCAACUGCUCCUCCCCGCUGCCCUGCUGGGAGUACAUCAACAACCAGUGCGACGAGCUGUGCAACACGGCCGAGUGCCUGUUUGACAACUUUGAAUGCCAGAAGAGUAGCAAGACAUGCAAAUAUGACAAAUACUGUGCAGACCACUACGAAGACAACCACUGUGACCAGGGUUGCAACAGUGAGGAGUGUGGCUGGGAUGGGCUGGACUGUGCUGCUGACCGGCCGGAAAACCUGGCCGAGGGCACCCUGGUCAUCGUGGUGCUGAUGCCGCCUGAGCAGCUGCUCCAGGACGCCCGCAGAUUCCUGCGGGCACUGGGCACCCUGCUCCACACCAACCUCCGCAUCAAACGGGACGCCCAGGGGGAGCUCAUGGUCUACCCCUAUUAUGGUGGGAAGUCAGCCGCCAUGAAGAAGCAGAGAUUGACACGCAGGUCCCUUCCUGGAGAUCAAGAACAGGAAGUGGCUGGCUCUCAGGUAUUUCUGGAGAUUGACAACCGCCAGUGUGUUCAAGACUCAGACCAGUGCUUUAAGAACACAGAUGCGGCAGCAGCUCUUCUGGCUUCUCACGCCAUCCAGGGGACCCUGUCGUACCCACUUGUGUCUGUCGUCAGUGAAUCUCUGACCCCAAAACCCACUCAGCUUCUCUAUCUGCUUGCCGUUGCCGUCGUCAUUAUCUUGUUUAUUAUCCUGCUGGGGGUUAUCAUGGCAAAGCGAAAGCGCAAGCAUGGCUCCCUCUGGCUGCCGGAAGGGUUCACCCUCCGCCGUGACUCCAGCAACCACAAACGUCGUGAGCCAGUGGGCCAGGAUGCUGUGGGCCUCAAAAAUCUCUCAGUGCAAGUCUCAGAGGCUAACCUAAUUGGUUCUGGAACAAGUGAACACUGGGUUGACGAUGAAGGGCCCCAGCCUAAGAAAGCCAAGGCUGAAGAUGAGGCUCUGCUUUCAGAAGAAGAUGACCCCAUCGAUCGGCGUCCGUGGACACAGCAGCACCUGGAAGCUGCAGACAUCCGUCGGACACCAUCGCUGGCUCUCACCCCUCCACAGGCGGAGCAGGAGGUGGAUGUGCUGGAUGUGAACGUCCGCGGUCCAGAUGGGUGCACCCCACUGAUGCUGGCUUCUCUCCGAGGAGGCAGCUCAGACAUGAGUGAUGAAGAUGAAGAUGCAGAGGACUCUUCUGCCAACAUCAUCACGGACUUAGUGUACCAGGGUGCCAGCCUCCAAGCACAGACAGACCGGACGGGUGAGAUGGCCCUGCAUCUCGCAGCCCGAUACUCAAGGGCAGAUGCUGCCAAGCGUCUCCUGGAUGCAGGUGCAGAUGCCAAUGCCCAGGACAACAUGGGCCGCUGCCCUCUCCACGCCGCGGUGGCCGCGGACGCCCAGGGGGUCUUCCAGAUUCUGAUCCGCAACCGAGUAACUGAUCUAGACGCCAGGAUGAAUGAUGGCACUACACCCCUGAUCCUGGCUGCCCGCCUGGCUGUGGAGGGAAUGGUGGCAGAACUAAUCAACUGCCAAGCAGAUGUGAACGCAGUGGAUGACCAUGGAAAAUCUGCCCUUCACUGGGCAGCUGCUGUGAAUAAUGUGGAGGCAACCCUUUUGCUGUUGAAAAAUGGGGCCAACCGGGACAUGCAGGACAACAAGGAGGAGACACCCCUGUUUCUUGCUGCCCGGGAGGGGAGCUAUGAAGCAGCCAAGAUCCUGUUAGACCAUUUUGCCAAUCGGGACAUCACAGACCACAUGGAUCGUCUUCCCCGGGACGUAGCCCGGGACCGCAUGCACCACGACAUCGUGCGCCUGCUGGACGAGUACAACGUGACCCCCAGCCCUCCCGGCACGGUGCUGACUUCUGCGCUCUCACCCGUCAUCUGUGGGCCCAACAGACCUUUUCUCAGUCUGAAGCAUACCCCAAUGGGCAAGAAGUCUAGACGGCCUAACACCAAGAGUGCCGUGCCCACUAGCCUCCCUAACCUUGCCAAGGAGGCCAAGGAUGCCAAGGGGAACAGGAGGAAGAAGUCUCUGAGUGACAAGGGCCAGCUGUCUGAGAGCUCAGUGACUCUGUCCCCCGUCGAUUCCCUAGAAUCUCCCCACACAUAUGUUUCUGACACCACCUCCUCGCCAAUGAUCACAUCUCCCGGAAUCUUACAGGCCUCCCCCAACCCCAUGCUGGCCACUGCCGCCCCCGCUGCCCCAGUCCAUGCACAGCAUGCACUGUCUUUCUCUAACCUUCAUGAGAUGCAGCCCCUGGCUCAUGGGGCCAACACUGUGCUUCCCUCGGUGAGCCAGCUGCUGUCCCACCACCACAUUGUGCCCCCAGGCAGCAGCACCGCAGGGAGCUUGGGUAGGCUACAUCCAGUCCCUGUCCCGGCCGACUGGAUGAACCGCGUGGAGAUGAAUGAGAGCCAGUACAACGAGAUGUUCGGUAUGGUCCUGGCUCCAGCUGAGGGCACCCACCCUGGCAUGGCUCCCCAGAGCAGGCCGCCCGAAGGGAAGCAUUUAACCACCCCCCGAGAGCCCUUGCCCCCCAUUGUGACUUUCCAGCUCAUCCCCAAAGGCAGCAUUGCCCAGCCAACUGGGGCUGCCCAGCCUCCGUCCAACUGCCCUCCAGCCGUUGCAGGCACCCUGCCCACCAUGUAUCAGAUUCCAGAAAUGGCUCGCUUACCCAGUAUGGCUUUUCCCACUGCCAUGAUGCCCCAGCAGGACGGGCAGGUUGCUCAGACCAUUCUCCCAGCCUAUCACCCCUUCCCAGCCUCCGUGGGCAAGUAUCCCACACCCCCGUCACAGCAUAGCUAUGCUUCCUCCAAUGCUGCUGAGAGAACGCCCAGUCACAGUGGUCACCUCCAGGGUGAGCAUCCCUACCUGACACCGUCACCAGAGUCUCCUGACCAGUGGUCAAGUUCAUCACCCCACUCUGCUUCUGACUGGUCAGAUGUGACCACCAGCCCCACUCCUGGGGGCGCUGGAGGAGGUCAACGGGGACCUGGGACACACAUGUCUGAGCCACCACGCAGCAACAUGCAGGUUUAUGCAUGAAAGAGUCUGCCUCCAGCCUAGACACAGAACUCCUCUUGUAAAUGCUGCUGAGGAACAAAUGAAGGUCAUCCGGGAAAGAAAUGAAGAAAUCUCUGGAACCAGCUUCUGAAGGCAGGAGAGAGGAGAGGCUCUUAUCUUGUAGAUAAUGCGAAGAAGCGAGUUCAUUAGCUUCACUGUGCAUCUGUGGAACACGGAAGGGACAAGGCUCCUUGUAAUCUCUUGCCCGUCAAGUCCCCGAGUUCAUGGAACUGCAAGAUGAAUACAAGACUUGGGACCACAUUUCCUCUCUUCAAGACAGAGAAUAAGAUGGAUGCCUGUUGUAGACAUUCUUGCAGCCUGGAGUGCAUUUUUCAGCCUUGGGGGCUUCUGCCAUAUCCAUGAGAAGAUUCUGCAGUAGAUUCCUACUGGGAAUUGUGCCCUGGAAUUCUUCCAGAAGUGACCUGUCUCCUAUUCUUAUCCUUGGAAAAUUCUUUUGACUUCAUUUGGUGCUUUAAUUGUGCACCUCUCUGUGGCUGGAACCCCACCUGCAUGUUCCAGGGCAGGACCUUUGUGCUUUGAAUCAUGCCUGCUCUGGAGGCACCUGCAGCCUCCCCUUUCCCUCCUGUUUUCCCAGUGUCCCUAGGAGCCUCACAGGGUUUACCUUUAUGGUCCCAGCAGAAACCUUUCAAGUAUGUUUCUUUAGAAAAUGGACAUAGUCCUUUCUCCUACAUAUCAUUCUUAAAAGAAGGGGAGCAAAAUAUUUUUCUUUGAACCCAUUUAGGGGACCAGGACCCCCUUCAAGAAGCUGCCCCUAAAUUCUCUUGCCUACAUUCUGGGUUCCUACAAACCUUACCAGGAAGAAAAGUAAGGAUCUUCUUUUUUUCCAUUUGUCUGCCUAGUAAGUGUGAAGGUUUAUCCUUGGCAGUGUAGCUAAUAUGACCCCUUUAAAAAACAAAACCCAAACAGACCAAGGUUUAGAAUGUUGGAAUGACCAAGAGAGCCAAGAGAGAAGCUAACUCAUUGAAGAAGUGAUUACCCACUAACUGGUCCCUGCCAAGCAUUCUGUUGUCUGCCAACAUCAAACACAUUGAUACAGGCCUUAGAACCCUUGGCCUGCUUCACUCACACAUCCAGCAGAUGGAGACUGUUGUAAUUGUUGAGCCUUCAAACAACAUUCCCUUGCCAUUUAGAACUGAACUUUCAUCUGCUCAAGGGCCUCCUCCCCAACCCCUUUGACAGUCAUCUUCCCCUAGUCAGGUGGUCACAGUCUCUACUUCCUGACAUUCUUUCUGAUCCCAGGCCCCUUUGCCUAUCUUCCUGCCACACUUCGUGGUCUGAUUACUGGUGCACCCAGUAACACCUGGGUUUUCUGUGUUCAAGUGCGGGAAAUAGAAUCCUGGCCUAGUUUCUGUGGCCAAAGCCAGUCUUACAAGAAGGUUGGAAAGGGAGGAAUUACGAGGUAGCCUUUGCUAUUUUCUGUUCCCAGUUCCUUUUCUUUCAGGCGGUCAUGAGAUUUCCCAUUAGGCAGGUAACAUAGACACUUAUCAGGGAUGUUUUCCUCUCAUAGAGUCACCUUCUAGAUGAUAAUGGACAAAAAUAGACUUACUGUCUUGUCAUCUUAAUGUUCAGAGUGUGAUUGCAUCUCACCCAAGUCUGCUUCCUGUGUUUGUGAUCUUGGCAACUUUUUUGACCCUCUGUCAAGGACAUGCAUUCUAUCCAACACUAGAAAGAGGAGAAAAGUAGUUUUAAUUCCUCUUCUCCCUGAGUUAGCUAACAACUGGUUCUGUCUCCACACUGUCACUUUUGCCCGGUGCUAUGAUAUCAUGACAAUGGAAAAUUGGUUCUUCUGGGGGCAUUUUGUAGCUAUUAAUACGUGGUCUGCCCACUCCAUGUUGGCUUCAAUGAUAGUUUUCCUUACUGCCUUGCCUGAGAGUGUUCAUCAGUUCUUCCCAUUUACCAGAUUUAUCUGUCCAUGGCUUCAUAUGGAAACCCUAUGUGUCUUUUAGCAUGGAAGUCUACAAAGAGUUUUUCUAGUCCUGCCCAAGUUCACUGAACUAAAAAUAUAAUUCAUUUUUCCCUGAUAUAAGCAGAUUAUUUUUUCACUCUGUAUUUUAUUCUCUCACGUGGCAACUCUCUCAACCCCUUUCAUAGUGUGAAGCAUUUUAUCAUUCUGAAUGGUGAUUCUUUAUCCUUGGACCUAUUCGUUGAUUCACAGAUGGGGAGGACCCGUCUCCAUGGACCACUGUGGACCUCACCACAUCUACACUUCUCUGUCAUCCCAUUCCGGCCCCCCUUCUUCAGAGUGUCAGCUCUGAUCCAGCAGCUUGACCCCUUAUAGCUUCCUCCAUCUGUAAGCACACUGUGGGCCUAACUUGCUUGCUCCUCUUUGGGAUCCUUUGGGUUUUGCAGAAAUAAAUAUGAAAGCUGCCAUUACAAACAACAGGCUUCAGUGAUAAGGAAGAAGACACUGCCUUUCAAGCAUUUAUCAGUCACUUAGAUUGUUAAGAACUUGUGAGUUGUAUUGAGUAAAAGAGAAAAUAAGAUGAAGAAUCACUUUCUCAUUUGGGUUCUGAAGUAGAGACUUAAGUUUGUAUGGGAAACAUAUUUUAUGACAGGUCUAGGUCACCCUCUUUGCCCCUCGCAUUCUUGUUUUAUCUUUAUAAAUUCUUCCUUUGAGUCAUCUUCUGUCUGCCUUUGGGGGUAUAUUUUUUGUUUGUUUCUUUUAUUUUAUAUUAAGCAUCAUUUUCUGAUUUACAUGUUGGUGAGGGAAGGGAGAGGUUUGAGGGAAAGAGAGAGUGAGAGUUAAAGAUUUUAUGUAAGCAAUCAGCUAUGAUGCACAAGUCCAUUCUCAUCAUUAUUAAGUUUGCUAGUUCAUAAUUCUUGCAUAAAAGAGAACCAAAGGUGUAAUAUUCUGUUGGCAAGUGGUUUGGGGAUUUUGGCCUUAACUAAUAUACUGAAUGUAUGAUGACUGAGAGGACAAGUUUAUAUGCCCAGAGGCUCCCACUCAUAACUGUUUGGUACUGUGGCUUCUUACUUGUGUACAUUUCUCUUAAAAGUGAUAUGAUAUCUGUUUGUAUGAGAAACCCAAUAACCAAUAAAAUGACUGCAUAUUCCUAACUAUACAUGGUAAGGAAAAUGCACAAUUUGUUUUUAAUUUUCAAAGUUUCAUUCUAAAAGUAGUUAUGACAAAAUUUAUAUGGAAGCAUUUUUAUCAUAAAAUAAAAAAGUUACAUGUCAAGCUCAA
Molecule: messenger RNA, 10891 nt
Organism: Cervus elaphus (red deer)
Lineage: Eukaryota; Metazoa; Chordata; Mammalia; Artiodactyla; Cervidae
Gene: NOTCH2
Product: notch receptor 2
Exons: 34
Coding region: 253-7668 (2471 amino acids)
Biological process (GO): regulation of developmental process; apoptotic process; Notch signaling pathway
Cellular component (GO): plasma membrane; signaling receptor complex
Molecular function (GO): Notch binding; signaling receptor activity; calcium ion binding
Source: RefSeq, a predicted model, not a curated record